Molecule: messenger RNA, 1854 nt
Organism: Diaporthe amygdali
Lineage: Eukaryota; Fungi; Ascomycota; Sordariomycetes; Diaporthales; Diaporthaceae
Exons: 3
Coding region: 1-1854 (617 amino acids)
Source: RefSeq, a predicted model, not a curated record
AUGACUGCCCAGUGUCCAAAGGAACCCCCGCACACCGCCACGGCUAACGGGAAACAACAUGCAGCGGCGAUCCAGGUUCCCUGGUUGUCCGAAACAAUCUUGACGUUCGACAGACAUUUUAGGUGCCUUCUCUCGUCAAAGACAAGAUAUGUCACCAUCUCCCAUGUCUGGCACCCAGACGUGUCCAAGCUACAGUUUGAGUACACGCAAGCACUCGUACUCGACAAUUUCUCUGAGGACGAGAUUGCUUCUGUGGCCCGUCUGGUGCGUGAAGUCCCUACGCGCAUCUACCUAGGCAUCGUCGACUCCUUGAAGCCUGAAGAAAGGCAGGAAGGUCUCCUGGAAGUAUGGCAUGACUACAUAAGCGUGCCGCAAUGGUGUCACGGACGCAAAGGCCACAUCAUUCACGCCAUCCCUGAGCUGUACAGCCACGCCUACUUUGUGGUCCCCUUUUUCUCCGACCUGGCGCCGUCUUCGGUCCAGGCGAUGCGCAGCGGCUCCACCAGCGAAGAACGUGUCCGGGGGGUCGUUGAAGUGUGCAACUCGAGAUGGUUUCGCCGUAUCUGGACAGCCAUGGAGUGCGUGCAGAGCAGUCAGCUACGGCCGAUGCUGCAGGACUACAAGCUGCUGGAUGAGUUCCGAACGGGUCUGCCAUUCUAUGACGAGCCGGCCUUGCACUAUGAGGAUGAGGUGCAUCGGACGAUCAGGGACCACGUUGUAAGGCUGGCUGGGGUCGGAAGAAACGUCCUGCCGCACAUGUUGGGACCACUCGCGCCAGUGCGCAUUAGGCGUCUUCGCGGGCUUCCUGUACCAUUUGCACACUGCUUCAUCCUCAUCUCAAGAAGGCAGGCCACAGUGCCGGUCGACUUUAUCCACGCUCUCCUUGGUCUUACCGGGCCAGUGGUGCCAUUCUCCGAGUUACCGCACCAGGACAUUCGCAAGUCCGUGUCAAUAAUAGCGAAAGCGCGCCUGCGGGCUGGAGACUUCAGCCCCUUGUUCAUAAUGCCACGCAAAAGGGACGCUGCUGGAAUAAAGGCCACUGGAUUUGACGAGCAUGGAAUGUUCGGCUUGGGAAUGGAAGAAUCACCUCCUCAGUUCCCUGGCAUCGUCCUGUCCGGUCCCGGGGAGUCAAUGGCGAAGCUCAAAGUGGAGAAUCUCGGAACAGUCACGAUGGCUAAAAGACUCUGGAAGAACACAGAUUUCGGGACGUUUCACGAGCUUGCGAGGCGAGUCCUCGACGUCACCGGUCCUGAUCCGGAUGUGUUCGCAGAAACCAUCUGCUGUCGGUUCUUCGGGGACCAUAUAAAACAAGUGCGGGAGAACCUUGACAAGGAGAACCGGAGAUCACAGCUACAGGUGCACCUUCAAGUUCUCUACGAUGAGUACCCAGGCGUGAAAAGGCGUAGUGCUACAGACUACGUUGCUCAGCUGCUGAUGCUGAACGAAGCACAUAAAGGAAACAUCUCGCCGAACGCGAUGGAUUUCAUGAACGUCCAUGGCAAAGUUAUUCAUAGCAGCGAUGAGAGGACAAUGGUUUGUGUCGACUGCUCCAUCUGCCGCGGUCGAUUUCUGAUACAAGUCGGCUUGAUUCAUCGCAAUCCUAAGCUCCCUUCUGAAAUUCUAGGCGCUGUGGCAUACCGAGUGCCUGGCCUCAAGUACGCUCUCACGCACCACGGAGGAGCGGGAUGGCUGGUUAAGGACGGCCGCAUUGUUGCCCGCUUCCUCUGGGCCGCAUCUACGUGUAACUGCCACAAUAUCCAGGACGUGGAACUGGCAUUCCCUGAUGAUUGGAUUCCCGAGCCUUGGCAGAAUUUGUUUGAGUAUGGGGUAGACAGAGACCCGGAUCAUUCUUAG